GAUAUAAAACAAAAAGGGUAGAUAGGUCCUUGGGCGCAUCCGAUUCGUAGGCUGGAUCUUGAGCGAGCGAGCAAGCGAGCCAAACCACAGCCCCUGGAUCUUGGAGCCACCACUAACCAGAUAAUCAAGUCGAUCCAGAGAUAAAACACUCCAUCUCCUCCUCCUAAUUCACUGCUCUAGCUUCUUUGUUUGUGUCAACCAUGAGCAAAGGACCUGGUCUCUUCUCAGACAUCGGCAAAAAGGCCACCGAUCUGCUCACUAGAGACUAUGUUUCCGAUCAGAAGUUCUCGGUUUCCACCGCUAGUGAUACCGGCGUGGUACUUACUUCGACUGCAGUGAAGAAAGGAGGACUAUCAACUGGUGAUGUCGCAGCACUAUAUAAAUACAAGAAUACACUAAUCAAUGUCAAGUUUGAUACAGAAUCUAACAUUGCAACAACUUUAACCAUUAUGGACAUUGUUCCAUCGACAAAAACUAUUGCUUCUAUAAAGUUUCCAGACUACAACUCUGGAAAGCUAGAAGUUCAGUACUUCCACCAUCAUGCAAACUUGACAACUGCUGUUGCGUUGAGUCAGACCCCUUCAGUUGAUCUUUCAGCUACCAUCGGCACCCCCACAUUUGCCUUAGGUGCAGAGGCUGUUUAUCAGACUUCUUCUGGCAAGUUCACAAAAUAUACUGCUGGCAUAACUAUUACAAAACCUGAUGCUUGUGCUUCGAUUAUUUUGGGUGAGAAAGGGGACUCAAUAAAGGCGUCAUAUGUGCACCAUUUAGAUUCAUCGAAAAGGAGCGCAGCUGUUGGGGAGAUUAGUAGAAGGUUUUCAACAAAUGAGAACACAUUUACAGUGGGAGGGCUAUAUGCCGUUGACAGCCUUACAUCUGUAAAAGCGAAGCUUAACAAUCACGGGAAGUUGGGAGUGCUCUUGCAGCACGAGGUCAUACCAAAAUCCCUGUUGAGCCUUGCUAGCGAGUUUGACACCAAGGCAUUGGACAAGACUCCAAAAUUCGGCCUGGCCCUUGCUCUAAAACCUUGAUGUGAUUUUUCUGCCGAGUGGUCCUUUUUCUUGCUUGCAAUUUUUGUCCGGGGCGCUCUCAAGAAGAGCAUGCAAUAAAUAGUUGGCAUAUACAUUUCUUUUUAGGUUCUCAGUUACUAUGGUUAUGUUGCUUUAGUAAUUCAUACCAUUGGCCCUUUUCGCAAUUCCUUGUUUCUGUUUUCCCCUUACCGGAGGCAUUUGAGAUAUAUGCACAUUCUGCUUUAAUUUAAGGUGAUUUACCUUUGAUUUUCA
This is a messenger RNA of Daucus carota subsp. sativus, 1283 nucleotides long. Its product is annotated as mitochondrial outer membrane protein porin 2. Bases 201 to 1031 code for a protein of 276 amino acids. The transcript is spliced from 6 exons. NCBI's taxonomy places the organism in Eukaryota, Viridiplantae, Streptophyta, Magnoliopsida, Apiales, Apiaceae. Gene Ontology annotation, biological process: monoatomic anion transmembrane transport. Gene Ontology annotation, molecular function: voltage-gated monoatomic anion channel activity. Gene Ontology annotation, cellular component: mitochondrial outer membrane. The record is from RefSeq and is a predicted model, not a curated record.